AAAUGAUGACACCCCAGAAAUCAGUCAUUCCAUCCCUUAGACGUCAGCAACUUUCCAUCAUCUAAUUGUCAAAAGCUAGGUUUUAGCUGAGAAUGGCGAUUUUGACGUCAACCUCGGUGGAAAAUGGCACGAACGUCACCACCACCAGCGUUCCGUGGCUCUAUGAUCUCACUGUCGACGACACCACUUUCGUCAUGACCUCGUCGUUCAUCAUCUUCACCAUGCAAACAGGCUUUGGCCUACUUGAGUCGGGUUGCGUGUCUCUGAAGAACGAGGUGAACAUUAUGAUGAAAAACGUGGUCGACGUAGUUUUCGGCGGCCUCACCUACUGGGCCUUCGGUUUCGGCCUCAGUUUUGGCCGCAGCAGCAUGAGUCUGCCCUUCAUCGGCACUGGCGACUUUUUGCUUGACCCCGGCGAAGACUCUGAACACAUGGGGCCAGUGUUCGCCGCGUUCCUCUUUCAACUCUCAUUCGCUACGACGGCCACUACCAUCGUCUCUGGCGCCAUGGCAGAAAGAUGCAAUUUCAAAGCGUACUGCUUGUUCUCAAUGCUGAACACGGUGGUUUACUGCAUACCUGCUGGAUGGGUAUGGGGUGAACAUGGAUUUUUAUUUAAACUCGGAGUGGUUGACAUCGCAGGGUCAGGUCCUGUCCAUCUUGUUGGCGGAACUUCAGCUCUCGUCGCCACAGUGAUGCUUGGUCCACGUCUGGGUCGCUACGACAACGGCCUUGACCCGAUGCCCCUUGGCAGCCCCACAAACGCCCUCAUGGGCUUGUUUAUGCUCUGGUGGGGAUGGCUUGCUUUUAAUUCAGGAAGCACAUUAGGCAUCAGUGGCCACAAAUGGAAAUACUCGGCCAGGGCGGCCGUGAUCACAAUGAACGCGUCGUUCGGCGGCGGCUUUGUUGGUCUAGUUCACUCGUACUUUCUGCGCAAAGGCACUUUUGACAUCAUGGACCUCAUCAAUGGCGUUCUCGGCUCGCUCGUGUCAGUAACAGCGGGCUGCUAUUUGUACCGUCCAUGGGAGGCGGUGUUUAUCGGCGCCGUCGGCGGCGCCAUUGCUUGUCUGAUGAUGCCGCUGUGGGAUCGACUGCGGAUUGAUGACCCCGUCGGGGCUACCUCGGUGCACGGUUGUGCCGGGUUGUGGGGCGUUCUGGCUGUGGGCAUUUUCGCUCUGGACCCAAAACUGUUGAAUACAACGAGAGGACGAUCGGGACUCUUACAUGGAGGUGGAUGGUAUUUACUGAGUGUCCAGGCACUGGCCGCUCUCUGCUAUAUUGCUUGGUCAGCCACAGUGACCUUCCUUCUUUUAUGGGUUGUGAACAAAAUCAUCCCUCUAAGGAUGAAACCGCACGACGAGCUCCUGGGCGCCGACCUGACCGAGCACCUGAUUCGCCACCAGGGUGUCGGUGUGUCCAGGGUGCUCUCGGCACUGAUCAACCAGCAGCACCAAGAGCACCAAAUCGUCAGUUUGCAAAAUAUCACAGUUGUUGGAACAAAUACCGAAGACCAGCCUGUAGAGCACAACAACACCUCUUGCCCUCCUGAAGACUCGCGCACGCCACACUGCUGCGGUUGCCUGAACGCAGGAUGCACAGCCGCAGAAACGCUUAGUUUGAGGUUCGAGUUGCGCCUCAAUGUAGCCAGGCCACGACAAAUAUCUGGAGAAACUUGUUGCAUCCCUGCAGGGUCGGAGCACAGGUCAAAGGGGCUGGAGGGUAGGCCCUGCAGGGGCCCUCGCUCUGAUACGCCCUCCUCCAGCCCCUGCCAAAGCAAUUCCCCGAGCGGCGGCCGACAAUUCGGCGGCGUGGCUCACGUUGCCCCCUGCACAAUCAUCCCUGUCGCCCUCUGCAGACCCGCUGCGGGGCACCUCGGCCAGAGCCAGGCGCCGGAUGCUGGGUGGCGCGGGAGCAGGACUCUUGUCCAUCUCGCGCAGGCAGAGCAGCAUUCUUCACUAGAACUGCAACCACUCAAGAGGAUUUUAUCUAAACCUGCGACGAGCGAGUCUGGUGUGUCAUGGUUUGGAAACCUCAUACAUUCGAAGAGCUACCCUCAAUUAUCCGUGUGAUUUUUCAUUCAUCCAAUGUGACAACGUGUAUACUCAA
Molecule: messenger RNA, 2103 nt
Organism: Neocloeon triangulifer
Lineage: Eukaryota; Metazoa; Arthropoda; Insecta; Ephemeroptera; Baetidae
Product: putative ammonium transporter 2
Exons: 13
Coding region: 93-2066 (657 amino acids)
Biological process (GO): ammonium homeostasis; ammonium transmembrane transport
Cellular component (GO): membrane
Molecular function (GO): ammonium channel activity
Source: RefSeq, a predicted model, not a curated record